Messenger RNA from Orycteropus afer afer, 4842 nucleotides. RefSeq names its product DNA methyltransferase 1 (gene DNMT1). The record is from RefSeq and is a predicted model, not a curated record. Gene Ontology annotation, molecular function: zinc ion binding; DNA binding; DNA (cytosine-5-)-methyltransferase activity. Bases 1 to 4842 code for a protein of 1613 amino acids. Gene Ontology annotation, cellular component: nucleus. The transcript has 40 exons. Lineage: Eukaryota; Metazoa; Chordata; Mammalia; Tubulidentata; Orycteropodidae.
AUGCCCGCCCGCACCGCCCCAGCCCGGGUGCCCGCGCUGGCCUCCCCGGCCAUCUCACUGCCCGAUGAUGUCCGCAGGCGGCUUAAAGAUUUGGAAAGAGAUAGUUUAACGGAAAAGGAAUGUGUGAAGGAGAAAUUGAAUCUCUUGCAUGAAUUUCUGCAAACAGACAUAAAGACUCAGUUAUGUGACUUGGAAACUAAACUACAUAAAGAAGAAUUAUCAGAGGAGGGCUACCUGGCUAAAGUCAAAUCCCUUUUAAAUAAAGAUUUGUCCUUGGAGAAUGGAGCUCAUGCUCGGGAAGUGAAUGGAUGUCUAGAAAACGGGAGCCAUACGAGUGGCAAGGAUCGCAGAGUGGGAAUGGCAGAGGCAAACAAAUCCUCCAAACCGGUUUCAAAACCUCGCCUGUCCCGAAGAAGCAAGUCAGAUGGAGAGACUAAGCCUGAAGUUUCACCUAGCCCCAGGAUCACAAGGAAAACAACCAGGCAGACCACCAUCACAUCUCAUUUUGCAAGGGGCCCUGCCAAACGGAAACCUGAGGAAGAGCCUGAAAAAGCAAAACCAGAAGAUUCUGUUGAUGAAGAAGAAAAAGACCAGGAUGAAAAGAGACGUAGAGUUACCUCCAAAGAACUAGUUGCUAGACCUCUCCCUGCAGAAGAGCUGGAAAGAGUAAAACCAGGAACUCAUACCGAAAAGGAGGAAGAAAGAGAUGAAAAAGAAGAAAAGAGACUCAGAAGUCAAACCAAAGACCUAACACCCAAACAGAAACCUAAGGAGGAGCUGGACAGAGAAGCAGUACCAGGAAUUCACGCUGAAAGGGAUGAAGAAGGAGAUGAGAAAGAUGAAAAGAGGCAUAGAAGUCAACCCAAAGAUCUGGCUGCUAAACGAAGGCCUGAAGAAAAGGGACCUGAAAGAGUAAAACCACAGAUUUCUGAUGAAAGAGAUGAGGAUGAAAAGGAGGAGAAGAGACGCAGAACCACAUCCAAAGAACUAAUUGAGAAAAAAGUAGCUCGAACCAAAACAGUAGUGUCCUCCAAGACCCAUCCUCCAAAGUGCGUGCAGUGCGGGCAGUACUUGGACGACCCUGACCUCAAGUAUGAGCAGCAUCCCCUCGAUGCAGUGGACGAGCCACAGAUGUUGACAAAUGAGAAACUGUCCAUCUUCGAUGCCAAUGAAUCUGGCUUUGAGAGCUACGAGGCUCUUCCCCAACACAAGCUGACGUGCUUCAGUGUGUAUUGUAAGCAUGGUCACCUGUGCCCGAUUGACACCGGCCUCAUUGAGAAGAAUGUCGAGCUCUCCUUUUCUGGCUCAGCAAAACCAAUAUAUGAUGAUGACCCUUCUCUCGAAGGUGGUGUGAAUGGCAAAAAUCUUGGCCCCAUAAAUGAGUGGUGGAUCACUGGCUUUGAUGGAGGAGAAAAGGCCCUUAUUGGCUUCAGCACCUCAUUUGCCGAAUAUAUCCUGAUGGACCCCAGUCCAGAGUACGCUCCAAUAUUUGGGCUGAUGCAAGAGAAGAUCUACAUAAGUAAGAUAGUCGUCGAGUUUCUGCAGAAUAAUCCAGACUCGACCUAUGAAGACUUGAUCAAUAAGAUUGAGACCACUGUUCCUCCUUCUGGUCUCAACCUGAAUCGGUUCACGGAGGACUCUCUCCUUCGACACGCCCAGUUUGUGGUGGAACAAGUAGAGAGUUAUGAUGAAGCUGGGGACAGUGAUGAGCAGCCAAUCUUCCUGACCCCCUGCAUGAGAGACCUGAUCAAGUUGGCUGGAGUCACCCUUGGACAGAGGCGAGCUGAAAGACGUCAGACCAUCAGGCAUUCUGCCAAGGAGAAGGAUAAGGGACCCACCAAAGCCACCACCACCAAGCUGGUCUGCCAGAUCUUUGACACUUUCUUCCCAGAGCAAAUUGAGAAAGAUGACAGAGAAGACAAGGAGAAUGCCUUUAAACGCCGACGAUGUGGCGUCUGUGAGGUUUGUCAACAGCCUGAGUGUGGAAAGUGUAAAGCCUGUAAGGACAUGGUUAAGUUUGGUGGUAGUGGACGGAGCAAACAGGCCUGCCAAGAGAGGAGGUGUCCCAAUAUGGCCAUGAAGGAGGCAGAUGAUGAUGAAGAAGUGGAUGACAAUAUCCCAGAGAUGCCAUCACCCAAAAAAAUGCACCAGGGGAAGAAAAAGAAACAGAACAAGAAUAGGAUCUCUUGGAUUGGAGAAGCCGUCAAGACUGAUGGGAAGAAGAGUUACUAUAAGAAGGUAUGCAUUGAUUCGGAAACCCUGGAAGUGGGGGACUGUGUCUCUGUUAGUCCCGAUGAUUCCUCAAAACCGCUGUAUUUAGCAAGGGUCACGGCCUUGUGGGAGGACAGCAGCAAUGGACAGAUGUUUCACGCCCACUGGUUCUGCGCUGGAACGGAUACAGUCCUGGGGGCAACGUCGGACCCUCUUGAGCUGUUCCUGGUAGAUGAAUGCGAGGACAUGCAGCUUUCUUACAUUCACAGCAAAGUGAAGGUCGUUUAUAAAGCACCAUCGGAAAACUGGGCUUUGGAGGGAGGCAUGGAUCCCGAGCCCAUGAUGGCAGAGGACGAUGGGAAAACCUAUUUCUACCAGUUCUGGUAUGAUCAAGACUAUGCAAGGUUCGAGUCCCCUCCAAAAACUCAGCCAACAGAGGACAACAAGUACAAGUUCUGCGCAAGCUGUGCCCGUUUGGUUGAAAUGCGGCAAAAAGAAAUCCCCAGGGUCACAGAGCAGCUCGAGGACCUGGACGGCCGGGUCCUCUACAGUUCAGCCACCAAGAACGGCAUUCAGUACCGGGUGGGAGAUGGUGUGUACCUCCCGCCCGAGGCCUUCACGUUCAACAUCAAGCUGUCCAGCCCGGUGAAACGCCCCCGGAAGGAGCCUGUUGACGAAGACCUGUACCCAGAACACUACCGGAAAUACUCUGACUACAUCAAAGGCAGCAACCUGGACGCCCCUGAGCCGUACCGAAUUGGGCGGAUAAAAGAGAUCUUCUGUACCAAAAAGAGCAAUGGGCGGCCCAACGAGGCGGACAUCAAGAUCAGGCUCAACAAGUUUUACAGGCCAGAAAACACUCACAAGUCCACCCCAGCAAGUUACCACGCAGACAUCAACCUGCUUUACUGGAGUGAUGAGGAGACCGUGGUGGACUUCAAAGACGUGCAGGGCCGCUGCACUGUGGAGUACGGGGAGGACCUGCCUGAGUGUGUCCAGGACUACUCGGCGGGAGGCCCAGACCGCUUCUACUUCCUCGAGGCCUACAAUGCAAAAAGCAAAAGCUUUGAGGACCCUCCAAACCAUGCCCGGAGCCCCGGAAAUAAAGGGAAGGGGAAGGGAAAAGGGAAAGGCAAGGCAAAGUCUCAGACAUGUGAGCCGAGGGAGCCACAGCUGGAGGUCAGGCUGCCCAAGCUCCGCACCCUGGACGUGUUUUCCGGCUGUGGAGGGCUGUCGGAAGGAUUCCAUCAAGCAGGCAUCUCCAAAACACUGUGGGCCAUUGAAAUGUGGGACCCCGCCGCCCAGGCAUUCCGGCUGAACAACCCUGGGUCCACAGUGUUCACGGAAGACUGCAACGUCCUGCUGAAACUGGUCAUGGCCGGGGAGGAGACCAACUCCCGUGGCCAGAGACUGCCUCAGAAGGGAGAUGUGGAGAUGCUGUGUGGUGGGCCGCCCUGCCAAGGGUUUAGUGGCAUGAACCGCUUCAACUCUCGCACCUACUCCAAGUUCAAAAAUUCCCUGGUGGUCUCCUUCCUCAGCUACUGUGACUACUACCGACCCCGCUUCUUCCUCCUGGAGAAUGUCAGGAACUUUGUCUCCUUCAAGCGCUCCAUGGUCCUAAAGCUGACCCUCCGGUGUCUGGUCCGCAUGGGCUAUCAGUGCACGUUUGGCGUGUUGCAGGCUGGCCAGUAUGGCGUGGCCCAGACACGGAGGCGGGCCAUCAUCUUGGCUGCAGCCCCUGGAGAGAAUCUCCCUCUGUUCCCGGAGCCACUGCACGUGUUUGCACCCCGGGCCUGCCAGCUGAGCGUUGUGGUGGAUGACAAGAAGUUUGUCAGCAACAUAACAAGGUUAAGCUCGGGACCGUUCCGAACCAUCACAGUGCGGGACACCAUGUCGGACCUCCCUGAGGUCCGCAAUGGUGCGUCGGCGCUGGAGAUCGCAUACAACGGGGAGCCUCAGUCCUGGUUCCAGAGGCAGCUCCGAGGCACGCAGUACCAGCCCAUCCUCAGAGACCACAUUUGUAAGGACAUGAGUGCACUGGUGGCUGCCCGGAUGCGGCACAUCCCUCUGGCCCCAGGCUCAGACUGGCGUGACCUGCCCAACAUCGAGGUGCGGCUUUCUGACGGCACCAUGGCCAGGAAGCUACGGUACACCCACCAUGACAGGAAGAAUGGUCGCAGCAGCGCCGGGGCCCUCCGUGGGGUCUGCUCCUGUGUGGAAGCGGGCAAAGCCUGUGACCCCGCAGCCCGACAGUUCAACACCCUCAUCCCUUGGUGCUUGCCCCACACCGGGAACAGGCACAACCACUGGGCAGGCUUGUACGGACGGCUCGAGUGGGAUGGCUUCUUCAGCACGACUGUCACCAACCCCGAGCCCAUGGGCAAGCAGGGCCGUGUGCUCCACCCAGAGCAGCACCGUGUGGUGAGCGUGCGGGAGUGUGCCCGCUCCCAGGGCUUCCCGGACACCUACCGGCUGUUUGGCAACAUCCUGGACAAGCAUCGGCAGGUCGGUAAUGCUGUGCCACCACCCCUGGCCAAGGCCAUUGGCUUGGAGAUCAAGCUCUGUGUGUUGGCCAAAGCUAGAGAGAGUGCCUCAGCUAAAAUAAAGGAGGAGAAGGCUACCGAGGACUAG